UCUGCUCCCCUCCCCCAAUUCCCCAAUAAAAUCUUUAAAAAUAAAAGAAAAGAAAAGAAAAGAAAGGGUUUGUUAGACCUGGGGACCACUGUGUCAUGUGAAGCCCUCAUUAUGUUGAAGAGGAAACUGAAGCCAGAGAGGGAAGUCUUUGAAACUUUCUUCCCAAAUUAGAGCUGUGAAUUGGAGAGGAGUGAUGGGGAAGGGGAAGUAUAUAAAGAUCUUUUCUUAUUUUGAACAGACAUCAAAAUAACUAAAAGAUUUUUUGGAACAAAUGCAAGUUGAGUCUACCUUUGGUGAUGAACCAUAUGGAAUGCACCUGAUACUCACCUGGUUGGGAGGCCAAGUUCAUCUACCUCCCCAUGAGCUAUGUGCCCACCUUCCUGGUGAAUGCUGUAGUAUAUUGGAGCUUCCCAAGGACUAUCAAGGCCCUGUGACCCAAGACUGGGCUGCUCUGGGGGUCUAGUUGGGGUUCUAUGUGAGGGUUGAUGUUUCAUGGGGAAAAAAUAGGGCAGCAGGAGUGGGCUCUCCAGCUUCUAGUGUCAUGUAAUUUACCCCCCUCCUCACCUCUGCCCCAGGUUUCUCCUGGGGCUCCGGAGACAUCAGGAGGAAAGAGCCGUUUUGAUGCUGAGGAACAGGGACCUAAUACCACAUACAUGUGCUCUGUUCCUUGAGCAGCCUCUCAAGGCUCUGAGACUCAUAACCCCGAAUCCUCGUUUUAGGGAGGGUGUGAACACUGGGAGGGGUCUCAGUCCCUCUGCUCUGCCUCUAUCUACCUCUUCAGAGUGUGCCUCAGCUCUGGCCAGUCUCUCCCUAUCACAGAAUGGAAAUGGCUGGAGGAGGUGACAUCCCCUCUCCACUGAAGAUACCUAUAGACAGAGGUGGAGGUGUGGAGGGCAACCGCCAGGCUGACCCACCAAGGAGACCUGUCUUCUGAGGGUGGGCAGCAUUCUUAGCCCUAGGAACAGGGCCUUCUCUGUGAUUCUGCAGCCCUCCAAACAUACUCCACAGCUUGCAUUUUGUGAUGUUGGAAUAAGAGCCCAGAGGAACAAUGCCUUAGCCAGCGGUUAGUAGAGAGGUCCAUGAGAUGAUGAAUCAGGUGCAGGCCUGUAUUGGGGCAACUCCAAGUCAUCCCUUUCCAGAUCCAGAGGUAACCCCUUGAUCUCACCUGUCUUCUUAAGAGCUGGGUUACUCCCGAGCCUGCUCACCUCUCAAAUGACAUUGUCUGACAUCUCCCAGCCAAGACUUCCUUGUUCACUCACCUAGGAGGCAGAGUUGGGAAAUGCCUCCUAGAUACAGUGUAGGAGGUGUUGUGCCUUGGGGUGGUUAUGAAAUAGGCAAGGUUUGCUUCUAUCACUUCCCACAUAGGCUUUGGGUUUUUUCCCCAAGGGUGGGUCCAUGAUCUGACCUCCCACCACCCUUGGCAUAGAAUGGCCAAGGUAUCUGGCCUUUUCCAAGUGACACCUGUUUUAUCUGAUUCUGGAGCUGAUCAACCUUGGUAGAUAGUGGAACAUAGAGACGCAUCCUGUACCUUCAUUCUAGGGAAUUUUGUGAUCCCAUUUCUGUGUCAGACUUUCUAGAUAAGGAAGGUGUGGACAGUUGGCCCUGGGUCCCUGAGGAUGAGCUGGUAACCACACUCAUCCUGAGGAAUGGUGACCCCAGAGGUUUAUCCAAAGAACCACUGUAGAUUUCAGCAUCAUUCUGUCCCUGCAUCUUAUGCAAUCCUGGGUGUGGUCCCUCACUACCCACACCUCUGCCUCAUAUUCUUACUUCCUUUACCAGUUUCCCUCCUAUCUUUCUGUGAGUUCUUUGCCUCAUUGCCUGGAAUCUCUCCCUCCGCUCUAAGUCCUGACCCUGAGAACUUUUCAAGUUUCUGGUCCCAGUCUUUUGCUCCUCCCAUAUGUUAUCCCCUCUCAGAGCCAAGACUCAGCCCCAGGCCCUUUCUGCAUCUGUCUGGGAAACUAAGGACCCAUCCUUAUCAUCUGGCUGGACCUCAUCUCAUUGAUAUUCAUAUCAGAACUCUCUCUUCUCCUGCCUUCUCUCCCCUCCUGACUUCUCUUGUCACCUGUGGUUCUACCUAUUAUCAGCCCCAUACCUUAGAAUCACUUUGACUCCUGGCCUCCCUCCUCUCUGCUCCUCAGCUCACCAGAUCACCUAGUGUGUCUCUGGUCCCAGGGAUGGAAGGAAAAUGCCCAGUGGGGGCCCUGCCCCAGGAUUGCUGAUGUGUCCUCAGUCCUUAACCCCCUUCAUUUGCCUGGUCACUGGAUGACGGCAAGAGCUGGACCUGCUUAAAGCGCAGUGGAAUUUCCUCAUUGGUGAUCUGAGUAUCACCUCCCAAGGACACAGGCCUUGAGCCCCUUAGUCUUUCUGAGAGUUGAGGCACAUCACCAGCCUCCCUUAUAGGAGGGCCCUGUUGCCUCUGGCUUCAGGGCAGUGGAGGCAUAUCUAUCAUGGGAGAAACCCUUUGUUUUUCAUUAGUUCUCAUAAUGGAGAAUCACCUAAAGGCAGAGAAUUCCAAAGAACUAAUAACCUAGAACUCAUUUCUUUUGGGGUUUGGAGGGCACAAAACUAAUUUUGUUUGUUUUACAUUAAUGAAUUUGUCUUCAUUUUUUCCCCUGGAAAAUAAAAAUUAAGUUUAUUUACAUGCUUGCACUCAUGACAAAUUAUUUUGAUCCCUGAACCAGAGGUGGGAGAUUUCCAGGGUGACUCUCUGGGCUGAGUCCUCCUUUGUCAUUUACCCUCCUCAGACCACCCAGGUGAGCCACCUCUCAGCACCAACAUCACCACUGGGGUCUUUCCCAUCCUUGGCAUCCUUGGAAUCCUUUCCCAUCCUUCACCCUUCAGGGCUCGGGGAGAGAGAGUCAGCUGCCAGGGCUGUCUGAAGUGACAAGGCUUCAGGUUAGACUUGAAUUUCUUGCAUCUGGGCUAAUUAGUGUGGUGAUGCAUCCACCUAUAAAAAUUAUAGAGUGGCUCACUCAGGGGCCUUGUGUCUGUUGCCAGCAGUGGAAGGGAGGAGAGCUCUUCUCAGCUGAUUCCAGCACACUGACAGCUGAGGCUCAGAGGACCAGCCUCUCCCAUUGUCUCCUGAGCCCGAUCCUUCUUGACCAUCACCUCCUCCCUGCCCUAUGGCGGCUAUCACAGACCUCUCUUUUAUGUACCGCUGGUUCAAGAACUGCAAUCUUGUCCGCAACCUCUCAGACAAGUAUGUCUUCAUCACAGGCUGUGACUCGGGCUUCGGGAACCUGCUGGCCAAGCAGCUGGUUGAUCGGGGCAUGCGGGUGCUGGCUGCCUGUUUCACUGAGGAGGGGGCCCACAAGCUUCAGCAAGAUACCUCCUACCGGCUGCAGACCACCCUACUGGAUGUCACCAAGACCGAGAGCAUCCAAGCCGCGGCCCAGUGGGUGAGGGACCAAGUGGGAGAGCAAGGCCUCUGGGCCCUGGUGAACAAUGCUGGUGUGGGUCUGCCCAGUGGUCCCAAUGAAUGGCUGACCAAGGAGGACUUUGUGAAGGUGAUCAAUGUGAACCUGGUGGGACUGAUUGAAGUGACCCUCCACAUGCUGCCCAUGGUCAAGAAAGCACGGGGCAGGGUUGUCAACAUGUCCAGCUCUGGUGGUCGUGUGGCGGCCAUUGGUGGUGGCUACUGCGUCUCCAAGUUUGGCGUCGAGGCCUUCUCCGACAGCAUCAGGCGUGAGCUCCACUACUUUGGGGUGAAAGUCAGCAUCAUUGAACCGGGGAACUAUCGGACUUCCAUUUUGGGCCAGGAGGGCAUGGAGUCACGCUUGCAGAAGAUGUGGGACCGGCUGCCUCAGGAGACCCGGGAUAGCUAUGGAGAGGAGUACUUCCGUAUCUAUACUGAGAAGUUAAAAAACAUGAUGCGGUUGGCAGAGCCAAGGAUCAGCGACGUCACCAACAGCAUGGAGCAUGCCAUUGUUUCCCGGAGCCCCCGCAUCCGCUACAACCCUGGCCUGGAUGCCAAACUCCUCUACAUCCCCUUAGCGAAGCUGCCCACCCCUGUGACAGAUUUCAUCUUGAGCCGGUACCUUCCAAGGCCAGCAGAUAGUGUCUGAGCUGGGGAAGUCCAAGGAGUGGUCAGUUGAGUGUAGAGGAAGGGGAUGGGAGAAGGGACUGUGGGGUCACAAGAGGUGGCACCAGGUGUUCUGUGGACACUGUGCUUGGCUGACACCCACUGAUGGAGAAUUUAUGGGUAACUUCUAACAGAAGAUAAGUGCCUCUUCACACUCACUGGGGCCCCACAGAAACCCAAGGUAGCCUUUGCAGGUUCAAAGACCUGCAGCACGGCCCCAAGAACAUCUGUCACUCAAUCGUGAUAUGGCUUUUUCUGGACCUAGAAAAGUCAAGGAGAGGAAAACUAGCUCCUGCUGAAUCAUGAGCCUCCCUCAGUUAUCACUGCCACUGGGAAAGUUUGUGGCAUAACCUAGUCCACUAGAGAAUCUCAACCACUUUCCUAUUGGGUCUCUGAACAUGCAUUAACCUCAUUCACAAAACCCAUUAUUUGAAGUAUGUAGUAAGGCAGACUGGGAGUACAAGAUUGUAUCAGACAGAAGUUUAUAAUAUUUUCUCUCUCUUUAGAAUUCUCUAUCCAUAGGUGAUUGGGGUCCACAUGAAAUAAUAUUCAUUUAUUUAAUCAUCAUUGAUUAAUUCUUCAAAUAUUUAUUGAGUGCCUACUACAUACCAGGCACUGUGUAGGUGUUGGAAGGAUGUAAUAUGAUUAAAUCAUGGUCUUGGCUUAUUUUGUGUUUUUGUUUUUUUACAAAAUAUCUAGUAGUAGAGAUAGGACAAACAGUGAUAGAAGAAACAGAAAUAAAAUCUAAUUCUUAGAGCUGUAAAGAAUCUUAGAAGUUGUUUAAUUCAGUGGUUCCCAAACUUGGCUUUAUAUCGUAACUGCCUGGUUAAUUAAAAAUACAGAUUCCUAGGCCUCAAUGUUAGAAAACCUGAUUCAGUAGGCUUGGGAUGGGGCCCAGUAAUCUAUAUUUGUAACAAGGUCCUACAUGAUUCUGGUGUACCUGGGUACUAGGGAACUUUGAUAGUUCCAUAGAAGUAACUAAUGCUCAGAGGAAGAUGUGACCUACACAGUCCCCCAGUGUAGUGACCAAGACAAAACUCAGGUGUUCAGAUUCCCAGACUAAGGUUUUAAUUAUAGGAGAAUAAAAAUCUGAAAUUAGUGACAUUAUCAAAUAAGUCAUUGAACUAAAAAAUUUUAAAAGCCUUAAAUUCCUGAGCCAUACAAAGUUCUAUUGCAAAGACUUUUUUGAUCUUAAGGAAUGGUCAUGUAAUAAAGGUCAAAUGUGAAAUUUUUUAAUGAAAA
This is a messenger RNA of Hipposideros armiger (great roundleaf bat), 5323 nucleotides long. It is a transcript of the gene SDR9C7, whose product is annotated as short chain dehydrogenase/reductase family 9C member 7. The transcript has 4 exons. Lineage: Eukaryota; Metazoa; Chordata; Mammalia; Chiroptera; Hipposideridae. Gene Ontology annotation, molecular function: oxidoreductase activity. The record is from RefSeq and is a predicted model, not a curated record. Gene Ontology annotation, biological process: steroid metabolic process. Gene Ontology annotation, cellular component: intracellular membrane-bounded organelle. Bases 3123 to 4064 code for a protein of 313 amino acids.